AUGACUUGGUGGCGCCACGAUUCUUCACUCUGGUCACGCUCUCCUAUCAACCGCUACGCCCAGCGGAUCCUCCGUGACAACGAAGCCGCCCUUCGUACGCGUGGCUUCUCGCGCACGCUUCCCAAGUCUGCUCAUCAUGAGGAACCCUCCACUGAUAAGAAAUGUCCAGAGGGCAUGUCCAAUUCUGAGUGGAGACAGUUACAACAGUACAAACUAUGGCGUAAACGACUGCAAGAAGACCCAUAUAAAGCAUUGUUUGGUGCGAGUGAAGAUAUGCUCAGUGGAAAGGGUCUGAAAGACUGGGAUUGGGUAUACAAGAGCUUCCCAAAAUGGAUGUUGAACGACGUUGAUGUGGAUAAUGUCGUGAGGAAGGAGAGUGCCAUCAAAAGAGAUGGGCAUGCUUGCGACUAUGGGAACAGAGCAAAGUUGAACCAGGAGCCAAUAAUGCAAGCCGGCAACACGCGAAAGCCUGUCGUUGAAACAAGGGCCAAUAUUUCUCGGACAAGAGGAGCACAUUUCCCAGAACCAUGUAUCAGGACAACUCAUUAUGAGCGAGAUGACUUUGGGAUUGUCUCUCCAUCUGACUUAAGAAGACCACGUGAACAAUCGCACGUAACCGUCGCUGGUAACGUCACAAACAAUGUUCCAGCACAUGAGUUUGAGACGACGGCUACUAAGAAUGCUCCAUAUGGGUUAGCUUCGUCCCAAUCAGCCCCAUCCGCAUCGACAGAGACCCACAAGAGGCCCGGCAUCUCGUCGAUGAACAAUGAGCAAAUGAAGCAGUCAAACCUGGCUGUCUUGAGAGACGAAGCAGCCGCUCGAGAAUCAACGUUCAUUGAUGAGUUUCUCUCGAUGAAAUCGGAGCAACCAGAGGCUGUUUCUAGCGACGAGGCAAGUACCAAAUCAUGGAGACAAACUACGUUGCAAAGACGAGUAUCAAUUCCAGGUGUUGUCACCCCCGGGAUCAGGUCUGCUACAGAACAGAAAGGAGAUGCGCAAGUACCUAUGGCGUGGCACGUAGUACCCAAGAAUUUUGCGACACCGCCCUCUGAUGCUGCUUACAAAGUUUCACUGAUGCCAGAGAUCCCCAAGACUAACAUGGCUCAGGAAGAUGGGUGUAGUGAGCCCCUUGCGCGUGGAAUUGUUGCGAAGACAGAUCGGUCGCUUGAACAAGACAUAGUAGCAACGCGAAAACAGAGUGAUGAGCCAAUACUGAGUACGGCCUCAAAGUCUACUUCAGAGAAGCUCAGUGUACUUCCAGAGGAUGACAUUGACUUUCUCAGUGCAGCUGAUAUUCGAGCAUCGAUGGCUGGAAAGAGAGCUUCCGUCAAGGGCGAUAUUGGAAAGCAGGCGAAGCUUCAAGCCUUGGAGGAACGCUUUCUACAUAACCAUCAGAAUGUUCAAGAUAUUGACUCUAUGGUCGAGUCGAAGACGAUCAAUGACCAACUUGUGCGUCGCACUGAGCGACAUAUGCGACAGCUACAAGAGGAGCCAGAGGCAGCGAACCCUGAGCCGGAAGGGAGGCCUGCACAUCCGAUCGCUGCUGAACCGCAUGAGCUUGAGUCGAGCGUAGGUCGAAUGAAACGAUGGCUCGAAGAAGGCGGCGCGACGCUCUCGAAGCACUUCUGGCAAGACCCAACUCCGGAAGGGGCGAGCGAGCUGGCAUUAAGCAAGGCGUAUUUCGACAAAAUCCUGGCUCGUAUUCAGAAAGGCCGAAGUGCAACAAAACACAUUGCAGAAGAUCUGGAACGCGACGUUCCGGCGUGCAAACAGCUAUUGAAACGCCUGAAAGACGACGAGGAAAUGCUUGAUCAAUCCACCUCAAUACUCCGUCGCCGUUCUAUGGAAGCGACAACGCAUGCAUCGACGCCCGUCAAACUCAAAGACAUGCAGACACUCCGUUGGAAGUUUGAACGAACAGAACACGAGCUCAGCGUCGCGUACACGGAGCUUAGUGAACUCGAGAAAACGGGAAGUAUGGACAAAGUCGGCGAGCUGUUCAAAAGACGACUUCGACAGGCAGCUACCGUGUGCCACAAGAAUUCAAAACUGACAAGAAGUCUCCUUUGGAGUUUGCAGGGUCGUCUUGAGGAUAGCAAAGUUCAAAGCCAUGUGCAGGCAUACUACAGGAUCAUCACCCAUCGUUUGCUCACAUUAAGAGAUACACAGCUCGCGCUUGCACAAUUGGUAGAUCGUGCUAUGCAGUUGUAUGGUGUGACGCUUGCAGCUCCGGGGGAAGAACAUCGGGAGACAGCUCAAAGCCCGAAGACCGAAGACCUUGAACCUCCUGUUCCCUCAAAUACACUUUCUGGAAGGCAGUUGAUAUCCACUUCCGCCGAUACCCCUCCAUCAAAAUUUGUUCUGGAUGCUGCCGCCGACGCACAUCUUGCGGGUGAAGUCCAGGCACAGAAAUUCGCAAUGCAAGGACUAUCCGAUGAUGGUUAUUCCCGAGCACCAAAAGUACCUCCAAAGAGGAUAUUCGACGAGCCAAGUCCUUUGGCUAAUAGUUUGUUCCGGCCCUUUGGGUUACAGUUACAGAGUCUGGGCCAGGAUGCCGAUGUCGACCCUGAGGUAGAGAGGCUGAAGGAAAAUGCCAAGAGGAAGCUUGGGGAAAGCAAGUUGGUGAACGAAGUGAGGAAGGCGUAUGAGGAUGUGUAUGGUCCAAUCACCGUGGAUCACAAACAAGUAGCGGUUGAGUGUGAGGAUGCACAAUCGGAGGAAAGUGAAAAACAAAACCCCGGUUCAAGUCUCGAAAGCACAUUAGUAAACCAGGAACCGGUAGUUCAGGUGUUUCCACUGUCGCAAAGCCACGACAUAUCAGUACCAGCAAAGACUCCUACCGACCUUGACAGCACGUUGAACAUUACUACAACGUCUCGGACGGACAACACGGCUGUGGAAGCAUCCGCUUCUACAACACCGUCGGAAAACUCAUCGCCUUCAAUCACUACUCAAUCCUCUCUCUCAGACACUGGAUCGAGCACCCCUUCGCCGACUAACCUUCACACACAUUACACAAUUCUUAUUCACAACCCGCAAACCGACACCUUAACGAUAACGAGAUCCACCACCUCUUCAUCACACGACCCCUCCCCCAUAAUUCCUAUCCACCAAGCCCUCUCCACUCUCGACUCCCCCGCAAAAUUCAUCCCACAUAUCGUCCCCAGCCUCGAGAUCGUCACCGCGAAACGCGAUAUGUUGGUUUUACGCGAUUGUGGUGCCGAGACGAAAUCGUUCUCAACCACAUCAACGUCCACAAAUUCUAAAACGGAAGACACAGGUACUGAGAGAAUGAACUUCGGCCCUAACAAAGAUCUGCAGCAAUUCUUCCGUGGGAAGUAUACGGAUGUUGACUACGACGAGUAUUCCAAGAAAUGGAAGCAGAUGGAUGAUGAAGUGAGGAAAAGGAGAGUAGGUGGUGUGUUCAAGGCAGCGAUCUAUGUGACGGCUACGUGUUACGUUGUUGGUGUUUUGGGAGAGCUUUAUAAGUAA
This is a messenger RNA of Dothidotthia symphoricarpi CBS 119687, 3492 nucleotides long. RefSeq lists its product as uncharacterized. The record is from RefSeq and is a predicted model, not a curated record. The transcript has 2 exons. The coding region runs from base 1 to 3492 and encodes 1163 amino acids. NCBI's taxonomy places the organism in Eukaryota, Fungi, Ascomycota, Dothideomycetes, Pleosporales, Dothidotthiaceae.